This is a messenger RNA of Ambispora leptoticha, 1848 nucleotides long. The record is from the annotation of a GenBank genome assembly. Lineage: Eukaryota; Fungi; Glomeromycota; Glomeromycetes; Archaeosporales; Ambisporaceae.
AUGUUGGUACUAAAACACAAUAAACUUUCUUCGGACCAUCUCAUAACCAUUGAAUCGACGAUGCUUAAAUUCAUCGAUGGUAAAUUAUCAAAUACCGGAAUGGACUUUAAAGUGUGGGACUGGUCAAUACCAGAAUUAUAUGGCAUCUUGGUAGGAAUGUUUGUAAAACUAAAUUUACGAGGAACCCUCAAUAUCACAACCUCAGAAAUACUUGACUUUAUAAUCGAAGUUGACCAAGGAUAUUUAGACACAUCAUAUCACUCCUUCUAUCACGCAGUAGAUGUUGUAGCUGUAUUAUAUUACAUGUUGACGGAAUUGGGAGCCGGAAAGUUUCUCACCUCCUUAGAUUGUAUUGCAUUGUUAAUAGCUGGGUUAUGCCACGAUAUUGGUCAUCCUGGUUUAAAUAACGUAUAUCAAGUAAACGCUAAAACCGAAUUAGCAAUUCGAUACAAAGAUCAAUCAGUCUUGGAAAAUCAUUCAUGUACACUUACGAUGAAUAUCCUUACAAAACACAAACUACUACGGAAUGUACAUACAUGUCAGACAGAGUAUUUUGAUAUGUCACCAGAGCAAGUCGAUGAAUCUUUAAGAAGCCUAAUAACGAAAACAAUCCUGGCGACUGACAUGAUUUUUCACUACGAUCUCAUGGAAAAUCUCAACACAAUGAUUGAACAAACAUGGUCACCAUCAUGUUCCCCAGAAAACUCGGGAGACGAAAGCGAAAGUUAUCCAAAUUCGCCAAUGUCCUCGGCUGCUUCAUCACCUGCAACCUCACCAAUAUCAAUAUCACAUCCGGGUCAAAGUAGUAACACGCUAUACGAUUCAGAUAAUAAUAGCACGAGAAGUUCGAUAAUAGUUACUCUCGAUGCUGAACAACGUGAACUUUGGUGUAAAGUAUUAUUACACGCGGCAGAUCUGAGCAACACCGUCCGACCUUGGGAAAUAUCAAAACGAUGGUCAGAUAUGGUAGUUGAAGAGUUCUUUUUGCAAGGAGAUCUUGAAAAGAAGAACAAUUUGCCAGUUUCACCAAAUAUGGAUCGUAAACAAGCACACCAAUCUCAAAUUAGUUUGGGAUUUGGUGAUUUUGUAGUAAAACCCUUUUUCGAAGCGUUUGCUGCGUUCUUGCAACCAGCAACUAUUUUCUUGAAUAUUCUCAAAGAUAAUCGGGUCUAUUGGGAUGCAUUGUCAAAAGAACCUCAACCAGAAACAAAAACUAUUGCCGACGGAAAACUGCUAUCAACCAAAGCAGCAAAUAACGCUCGUCGUGUUAGUUUGGCUGCUGGGCUAUUAAUUAUUCCAGAUGAUAUACAAGAUAAAAUGCGUAAUUUACCGCGCCCUCAAAGAUAUCGUAAACUGAAACGAAGUCUUUCCGGCAGAUCGUUAUUAACAUCGGGUAAUAGUAAUAAUAGUCAUCUACAGAAUGAUGGUUCAGUAGAUGAUCUGGACGAUGACUCUAAAAAACCGACGCGUCGGAAAUCUGCCGGACCAAAUUCAACACUUUCUGGUGAGGUGACUGCAAUGCUACUUCAACCUCCAUCUUCGAAUUUCAAGGAUAUAAAAAAAUGUCCCCCACCUCUAUCGUCACCAGCUACAAUUCCAAUAGCUGUUCCGCCUCCCCCCUCUACCACUACCAACAACAGCAGCAAUCAAAAUUAUAAUAGUAACAGCCACAGCCACAACGAUAAUAAUUCCACUUCAAAUAAUACUUCUUACAUUCAAAGAAGAAUUGGUCGUGUGAGACGUAGUAGUUCGUUGGAUCAAAACAUGAUUCGACAAAUAACUGCAUAUUACGGAACCGGAGGUGAUAUUCCACCUAUGGAACAAAGAGCUGUAGUGGCGGGAAGUUAA